AUGGCAGCCGGAUUCCUCAGCCUGCCCGCGGUGCUGUUCCUCAUUUCUGUAACAUUCGCCGAGCAGACCCUCUCUCUGACCAAAUCAGAGAAGAACGACCUGGUUGACGCGCACAAUAAGUUUCGUUCGUCGGUAUUUGAUGCAUCCAACAUGCUGAGAAUGAAAUGGGACACACACUUGGAAAACAUUGCUAAGAAAUACGCCAAUAAAUGCUUGUGGAAACACAAUACAAACAGGGGGAAAGUGGGAGAAAAUUUGUUUGCAACGAAUGGUCCAUUGGACCCCCCAACAGGAGUUGAGGACUGGUACUUAGAAGUUUUUGAUUACACAUAUGAGAAUAUGAGCUGUUCUCCAGGGAAAAUGUGUGGACAUUAUACACAGGUUGUAUGGGCAAAUACUGACAAGGUGGGCUGCGCCUCUCACUUUUGUGAUAAACUACAAGGUCUGGAUAAUAAAAACCUGUCUAUUCUGGUAUGCAACUAUGCACCUCCGGGUAACAUAGUUGGACGGGUGCCAUAUAGAAAAGGUAUUCCCUGCGAUGCAUGUCCAGCUGGAUUUCAGUGCAUUAAUAAACUUUGUGGUGUCGAAACACCUCAAGCCACCGCCGUCACAGAAUAAUAGAGGGCGUGGAACUCUUCA
Messenger RNA from Carcharodon carcharias (great white shark), 639 nucleotides. RefSeq names its product peptidase inhibitor 16-like. Bases 1 to 618 code for a protein of 205 amino acids. The record is from RefSeq and is a predicted model, not a curated record. Gene Ontology annotation, cellular component: extracellular region. The transcript has 6 exons. NCBI's taxonomy places the organism in Eukaryota, Metazoa, Chordata, Chondrichthyes, Lamniformes, Lamnidae.